Molecule: messenger RNA, 1286 nt
Organism: Porites evermanni
Lineage: Eukaryota; Metazoa; Cnidaria; Anthozoa; Scleractinia; Poritidae
Source: the annotation of a GenBank genome assembly
CUUAGCUGCUGGUGUAAUGUUGGCCGUAUUGGCGGGAAAACGUCCCUUUCAGUUGGCUUUGGCUGUGAAUACCGUCACGUGAUGGUACAUGAGAUCGGGCAUGCUGUUGGCUUUUGGCAUGAGCAAAGUCGGCCAGAUAGAGAUAAUUACAUUCAAGUGUUAAAGCAGAACAUACUUCCGGGUAAUUUAUUUACUUUUAUCCCUAAGUCAAGUCAAAAGUAGUUCCUGAGCUCACAGGGAUGAAGGUAUGCGGCUAAGCAAAGUACUUUGCUUGUUCAAAGUUAAAUGUAUUACCAAGCGCGCUGUUAAUUCCUCGACUAUUCUAACGUUUCAUAAAAAAGCUCUAAGAGAUUAAAAACUGAAAACGUUCUUGUUCAGUGUCGGCCACAUUUGCUGCAUAAUUGUAGUCACUCACAGAAAAUAAGCACAUUAGUUUGAGAAAAAUUCAAUGGUAGUUACAUUUACAAAUCAGUAUUCUAUAUUAUACACCCUGCCCAUGUUUCCACUUGUAAGUACCACAUGAAAAUGGCCUUAGAUGUUUGACCGGGGAGGAGAAAAUGGGUCGAUCAUUUUUUUUCUGACCCGGCCGCUGUCAAUUUUAAGCCAAUAUUUUCCCCAGUUCCAGUUUGUUCUUUAUCAAGUGUGAAGGAAGUGAGGCGUUUUGUGUGGUAGGGUGGGUUAGUCCUAUAUUGCAGUACAGUUUGCAAUAGAAGUGAAUAAUAGUUUGAGUUAGUCAAAUUCGUGACUGGAUGUUUAGAAAUUAGAGCUUAUAUAGUUCUUUUAUUACUUCACCGUGGCGAUCUUUUACCCCGUAAGCGUGGGCAACACAGAAGAUCGUGUGUGCGAUUAUACUAUUCGUGCAACCAAAUUUUUGGGCAAAUUUCUCAGAUAGCGGCAGAUAGCAUUCAGACGAGAACCCCCUAAAUACGUUUUGUUUUCUUUUUGCUGCGAAUUGAUAUCAUUGAAAUUUGAUUUUCACGGAUGUUUUUGUUUGCAUUCAAGGUUUUGAGAGUGCAUUCCAAAAGUAUGGAAGGAAUAAAAUCGAUUCGCUUGGUUUGCCGUACGACUAUGGCUCCAUCAUGCACUAUCCGUUCAACGCUUUCUCCAAAAAUGGUCAACCGACUUUACGGACACUGCAACCGUUGAAUGGAAAAAGUCCUUACAAGACUUUAAGCGACCUAGACGCUCAACAGACCAGCAAGAUGUAUGGAUGUAGCUCUUCCGAGCCCAGGAGGAAACGCAGGCAGACCCGUAAGUUAAUAAGUUGUUUGAUUUGUAAACAGGGU